AUGCAUCAUAAUGAGACGAACAAUGAACCACGCCACCAUUUAUUUCACCUGAUACAAAAGAAUGACGAUCCGACUUUUCACAACCAAAGCUGGAUUGACCAGUCUAUCAACAAAGCUGGAGUGCCCCAUUCUGGCAACCAAAGCUGGAUUGACCAGUCUGGCAACCAAAGCCUGAGAGCCCAUUCUGGCAACCAAAGCUGGAUUGACCAGUCUAUCAACCAAAGCCGGCGUGCCCAUUCUGGCAACCAAAGCUGGAUUGACCAGUCUGGCAACCAAAGCCUGAGAGCCCAUUGUGGCAACCAAAGCUGGAUUGACCAGUCUGUCAACCAAAGCCGGAGUGCCCAUUGUGGCAACCAAAGCUGGAUUGACCAGUCUGUCAACCAAAGCCGGAGAGCCCAUUGUGGCAACCAAAGCUGGAUUGACCAGUCUGUCAACCAAAGCCGGAGAGCCCAUUCUGGCAACCAAAGCUGGAUUGACCAGUCUGUCAACCAAAGCCUGAGAGCCCAUUCUGGCAACCAAAGCUGGAUUGACCAGUCUGUCAACAAAAGCCUGAGAGCCCAUUCUGGCAACCAAAGCUGGAUUGACCAGUCUAUCAACCAAAGCCGGAGUGCCCAUUCUGGCAACCAAAGCUGGAUUGACCAGUCUGGCAACCAAAGCCUGAGAGCCCAUUCUGGCAACCAAAGCUGGAUUGACCAGUCUAUCAACCAAAGCCGGCGUUCCCAUUCUGGCAACCAAAGCUGGAUUGACCAGUCUGGCAACCAAAACCUGAGAGCCCAUUCUGGCAACCAAAGCUGGAUUGACCAGUCUGUCAACCAAAGCCGGAGUGCCCAUUGUGGCAACCAACGCUGGAUUGACCAGUCUGUCAACCAAAGCCGGAGAGCCCAUUGUGGCAACCAAAGCUGGAGUGACCAGUCUGUCAACCCAAAGCCGGAGAGCCCAUUGGCAGCAAAAGCUGGAUUGACCGAAGUGGAAAACCAUGCUGUUCCCGCGGACACCGAAGGCCGAGGAGAAGAAGUGCCCGAAAGAGUUAUCUAUUCAGAUGAUGAAAAUAUAAGUCUGUCACUGGAGCUUAGUCCAAACGGCCGACCUCCAGAUAUUGGGUUCGAUCCACACUCAAGCACAAUAGAAGUAAGCCCACGACAUUUCUCUGUUUCUGCCUCUGGUCUACUCUCUCUCCCUCUCUGUUCUACUCUCUCUCUCUCUCUCUUUCUCUCUCUCUAA
Molecule: messenger RNA, 1221 nt
Organism: Acanthosepion pharaonis
Lineage: Eukaryota; Metazoa; Mollusca; Cephalopoda; Sepiida; Sepiidae
Source: the annotation of a GenBank genome assembly